Peronospora matthiolae is the source of this 1725-nucleotide messenger RNA. NCBI's taxonomy places the organism in Eukaryota, Oomycota, Peronosporomycetes, Peronosporales, Peronosporaceae. The record is from the annotation of a GenBank genome assembly.
AUGGAGCGGCGGCGACGCGCAGCAGACGAUUCAACGGGACGGCGCCGACGCAGUCGGAGCUCCAGUCCCGUGUCUUCUCGUCUACGGUACCACCUACGACGUCGCCACUCGCGGCCGCCUCCGAUGCACCGACGUCGGCCUCGACGCUCGGUCCACGACUCGGACUACGACACGAGGAACAGCCCACGCAGUCGCUCCACGCGGCGGAAAACAGACUCGAGGGCGCAAGGGCGAUCGAGGUCCCGGUCGGAUUCCCGUAAACCAAGAUACUAUUCAGACGCGCGGUCGCGGUCGGGGUCCAAUGGAAGUCACCGGUAUCGUCAACAACGCUACAAUGGCCGAAAGUCGCGCCCGUCGCGUGGCAACAGCCAACCACGUGGACGACGCAAGAGUCCGGAGAAACACUACAAGGCGCGUCGUCGCUCGCCGCGUGGCAAGCACAAGCAGCGGCAGUCAAGACGACACGAGCCAUAUCAUGAGCGGCAGUCGCUGGUGGUGCCGCCGCUUGCGACACCGAAAGAUGGCAGUGAGGACAGUGCAUCGCACGAUGAUACAGUGGGCAGCUAUGCUGGUAAACCUGGUGAAUACAUCGCCAACCGCUACAAGAUCAUUCGGGAAGCAGGGCUGGGUACAUUUGGCCGUGUGCUCGAGUGUCUAGACAAGCAGCGCAACAUUGUGGUGGCCAUUAAAGUUGUUCGCAAGGUAGACAAGUACACCGAGUCGGCCAAGAUCGAAGCGGCUAUCUUGCAGGAUGUGAACGACAAGGACAAAAACAACGAGUCGCUUUGUGUCCGCAUGUUCAAGUGGCUUGAGUACAAGGGCCACGUGUGUAUGGUGUUUGAGCGGCUCGGCUGCUCGUUGUACGACUAUUUGAAAAAUCACGACUACAAGCCGUUCCCGCUGCACUGCAUCCGUGCUUAUGCGUGGCAGCUCUUGACGUCGCUGGAGUUUAUUCACAGUAUCCGGCUUAUUCAUACCGAUCUCAAGCCUGAGAAUAUCCUGCUGGUGGAUGACGAAGAGGAAAGGCUUUCGUGUGAUUCGUCAUCGCCGUCAUCGACGUCGUCGUUUGACUCGCGGGAGGGGUCGUCCGGACGCGAACGAUGGUCCAAUGGGCGUCAGUGGAAGAAGCGCGAGCGCGAUGUGUCUGAUGCUGACACUGGACGACCGUCGCUUCGUCCCCCGGCAAACAACGCGGUAAAGCUUAUUGAUUUUGGUGGUGCGACGUACGAAGACGAGUCAAAGAGCUCCAUUAUCAACACGCGUCAAUACCGUUCGCCCGAGGUGAUUCUCGGGCUCGGAUGGAGUUAUCCGUCGGACAUUUGGUCCGCCGGUUGUAUCAUUGCAGAGCUCUACCUGGGUGAACUGCUGUUUGCAACGCACGAGAACAUGGAACACCUUGCUCUCAUGGAGCGCUGCAUCGGACCGCUUCCCGUGAAAAUGGCAGCCAAGGCAUCGAAACACUCGACCUCGUCCAAGUUUUUCCGUCGUGGGCGGCUCAAUUGGCCUGCUGGUUCGUCGAGUGACGAAAGCGUCGAUCACGUGCGGAGGAUGCGAUCGCUGGCAGAGAUGAUUUCUCGCGAGGACGCUCAGAGUGGUCUGCUCGAGCUGCUGCAGCUCAUGCUGGUGCUGGACCCCGACAACCGAGUGACAGCCAAAGAGGCUCUGAAUACUCCAUUCUUCGAUGGAUUUUCGUAUCGCAACAUCGUGCCGAGGUGGCCGUCUUAA